CGAAAAACCGACUUUGGAUAUCGUUGAGAUGGAUCCGUCGCUCCAGCGCACGUUCCGCGGCCACAAGUCGGGCGUCGCCGCCUUGGCGUACGGCCCGCAGGCGCGGCAGCUGGCCUCUGGCGCCAUGGACUGCUCCGUCAUGGUCUGGAACUUCAAGCCGCAGGUCCGCGCCUUCCGCUUCCUCGGCCACAAGGGCCCAGUCUUUGACGUGCAGUUUGCGCCGUCGGGCGAGCUCCUCGCGUCCGGGUCCCAAGACCGCACCGUGCGCCUAUGGACACCGACGGUCAAAGGCGAAUCGCACACGCUGAAAGGCCACGUUGGCGGCGUGCGCAGCGUCGCCUUCUCGUACGACUCGACCGAGCUCCUCACGGCGUCGGACGACAAGUCGAUCAAGAUGUGGUCGCUGCCGACGCGCCGCUUUGUGUGCUCGUGGAACGGCCACAGCAACUGGGUGCGCUCGGCACGCUUUAGCCCGGACGCGCGCCUUCUCAUCUCGGGCAGCGAUGACAAGACAGUCAAGCUCUGGGACAAGGCGACACGCAACUGCAUCACGACGUUCUAUGACCAUAGCGGCAUCAUUAACGCCGUUCGCUUCCACCCGGAUGGCACGACGGUCGGCGCCUGCAGCUACGACCAUAGCAUGAACCUCUGGGACAUUCGAUCCCAGAAGCUCAUUCAGCACUACCCCGCGCACGAAGGCAACGUGACGAGCUUGGACUUUCACCCGAACGGGUACUACUGUCUCUCGACGUCAGUCGACGGCACGAUCAAGCUCUGGGACAUUCGCGAAGGCCAUCUUCUCUACACGAUGCAUGGCCACACGGGCGCGGUGAACGCCGCUGCCUUCUCGCCCGACGGCAAGUGUACCGCGUCCGGCGGCGUCGACGCGCUCGUCAUGGUGUGGGACACGGACUUGGACAAGUGCCUGCAUGCGCACGAGCCGCAGUAUCCGCAGGCACUACCCAAGUCGCACGUCUUGCGUCAUGCGCCUCCAGACGUUCCUGCUACGGUCAAGGCGCCUCCUUAUUCGCCGCCACGCCACCCGCCCCCAUCACCGCCCCGCGUGACCAAGGCCCGACCGACCCCGACGUAUGUACCAGUGCCUGUCUCAAUCCAGAACAACGCGCACGAUCUCUGCAACCCGUCAGCGAUCCGGUACGACCCUGUACUCCGCGACAGCAGCAGCUACAUCCCCAAGGAGAGCAGCAGCCCAUACCACCAGCCCAAGACUCCUACCAGCAACAACCACCGCCACCAGCAUAGCCACCUCUAUGAUCAGAACGGGGUCGUUUAUGAGAUGCCGACGGCCAACGAGCGCAAGGACGAGAGUCGACAACUGGCGUCGUCCAAGCUUCCGACCGGCGACGCGCGGCUGCCCGAGAACCUCAGCGCGACGUUCGAUCACAUUGUCGGGCAGCUCGAGAUCAUUACGCGCACGCUGUCGAUCCUGGAAGAGCGUCUUUGCCACGCUGAAGACCGCAUCUCGGACGUGGCACGCGUCCAGACACAAAUGCUGCGACAGCAAAACAACGAGCGACUGAGCCCCUCGAAGCGCCUCGUCCACCCCCACGCGACCGAGUCAAGCCCGCACUAACAACCUACACCCCGCAUUCUAUCCUAUCCUGUGUAUUGGCGGAGCUACAUCGAUGUUGUGGGCGCGAUGCUCUUGGCCAGAUAGAUGCAUCGCGCCUUUGGUGGAACUGCAGAUGGGACAGCGUCGGCGGCUGUCGAGCAAGAAGCCACCACAGGGUGCGUCAGCAAUGGAAGGAGUAUAUCGAUAAGGUUCAAGUACAUAUUACCUUGUGUCGGCAGACUCAUUCCUGAACCAGUGAGAAUUAAUAUCUAAAUUGGAACAUGUACU
Saprolegnia diclina VS20 is the source of this 1861-nucleotide messenger RNA. RefSeq lists its product as hypothetical. Lineage: Eukaryota; Oomycota; Saprolegniomycetes; Saprolegniales; Saprolegniaceae. Bases 29 to 1594 code for a protein of 521 amino acids. Gene Ontology annotation, molecular function: protein binding. The transcript has 3 exons. The record is from RefSeq and is a predicted model, not a curated record.